AUGCUACGCAUAGACGAGCUCGAGGAGGUGUAUUCGGAACAGCUACUUAGCAACUUGGACACUAUUGAAAUGAGCAUGAUGUUGGCGGAAUCUCUAGCUAAAAGAAAGCAGAUUGAGAUGGAAGACAGGAUCAGGAGCACCCGAUUAAGGAAGCCCUCAUCAGCUGAUUUGAACCUUCUUGAGCAAGAGAACAAUGUAAUCACUCACAUCAAUGACAGCCUAUAUAGAAGUGAGUUGUCGGACAGUAUGCCUAACAAGGCAAUCGCUGAAUCGAUUGAGCCAGACACUUCUUUGCACGAAUUACCAUCAUCAAUGUUAGAGCCACUUCUUUCACUUAAAGCCUACAAAGCAAUCUCGUUGGCUCCUGGAAUCGAAACGAAAGAUUGUGGCCGUAAGCCAUUCAAUUUGCGCAAAGAAAAAUCAAAGCGUCCACCACUGUCCGACCCCAAGGCACGACUACGCAAUUAUGAGCGCCGUAGUCGAUACAAGCGAGAACACAUUCUGUUGAAUAUGAGGAAGAUUAAGGCGGCAACGGAGACUCAAAUUCGCGAUUUGUGCAUAAAUACGAAGUGUGUGAAUCCGUUAGUUGCUAAAUUUGUGGAACUCUCCAAGGAAGCAACACUCCUUGCAAACCACAAUUAUGAACUACGCAAGGCAAUCGAAAAGCAUGUCUUUUUCCACUUAAUGUUACAACUCGAAUACGAUCACCGCGAAAUAACAGAUAAUUUACUAGCCGAGAAGCUCUUUCCAAUGCUGGACUCUUGGCGUCCUCUAGAUGAGACGAUGUGUCAUCGUCUCAUGCGCGACUCGUUCCUUGAAAUCGAGGCCUUUUCCAAUAGUCAAGAUUUUAUUGCGAAUGAUUUAGAGCUUUGUGGCUGGCAUGAGAAGCGCAUGCUUGUUGGUACUAAUGUCAACUUUAUGUUUCACAAACACUUUGCGAAAAACUGUAGUGACGAUCUAGCGGCACGUAGCUGGGCAAUGCGAGUUGAGCAAGAUCAAGUAACGCGCUACUUUGGUCACAGUCUUAACGUCAAGGUUAAAGUACUACAGCGUUACAAGAACGAUGUCGUUGUCGUGCGUCGAAAGAUGAAACACAUGGUAGACGGCUGGGUGCACAACACAAUUUAUCUUUUAUUCCGUACGAAGACGUCGGACGGACAUAUCGUGUGCAUCCGGGACAUGAAUCCCGAGAAUGUGGAAGGUCUGCACGUUUUGACGGGCUAUAAUCCGUCACAGUCUGGGUUCUGGUCCAAAGCUUUUGUCUGGUGGAAAUUUAGAAAACUACCGAAAGUGAAAGGCCAGCGAAUCCGCGGCUUUGAAGUAGAAUAUGGAGGAUCACUGAGCUCGGCUACGUCUGCAGACGCCGCAUUCUGGAUGCGCGAAGUAUUGGUCCUUGCGUUGCGAUGGGAGAAUCUUGUCGUUGGACCUCUACUUACGUUACAUUGA
Molecule: messenger RNA, 1446 nt
Organism: Plasmopara halstedii
Lineage: Eukaryota; Oomycota; Peronosporomycetes; Peronosporales; Peronosporaceae
Exons: 3
Coding region: 1-1446 (481 amino acids)
Source: RefSeq, a predicted model, not a curated record